AGUAAUUAGAGAAUGAAUGUGUUGUAUAUAAAAAUAAUUAUAAGGCUUACCAAUUAUUUUAAUUUUUGUUUUUAUUUCUGAGUUCUUUAUUAUAAAGUGACACACGGCACGCGCUAUAUGAAUGCUGAACUUAACCUUAAAAAAUGAAAAAUUUAUUAUCUUUAUCAAUAAAAGGUAUAAGACAAAAAUUAAAUGCUGGCAAUAUACGACCAUCUGAGGUUUGCAAAGCUUCUAUCGAUCUUACAAAGCUUAUUAAACCACUGAACCCUUAUAUCACGGUAACUGAAAAUGUAGCAAAAGAACAAUCGAAGGAUGCAGAUAUUAGACAAAAAGAAAAUCAUAUUUUGGGUGAUCUCGAUGGUGUUCCUAUUGCAAUCAAAGAUAAUUUUUGUACGGAAGCAGUGCCAACGACUUGUGCGUCUUUUAUGUUAGAAAAUUUUAUUCCUGGAUAUAAUGCUACCGUCUAUCAAUGCCUUAGAAAUGCUGGUGCAGUUCUGGUUGGUAAAACUAAUCUAGACCAAUUUGCUAUGGGCUCAGGGACUAUUGAUUCAUAUUAUGGGCCAACAAUAAAUCUAUGGGGUUCUGAAAUAUUAUCUAAGCAUUAUUUAUAUGAAGAUGGUACAGAGAUAAACACACAACUCUUAGCCGACAAAGAUAAGUGGCAUAUAGCAGGUGGUAGUAGCGGCGGUUCUGCAGUAGCAGUAGCUACUCACAGUUGUUAUGCAGCAAUAGGAUCUGAUACUGGAGGAUCUACUCGUAAUCCUGCUUCUUAUUGCGGUCUGAUUGGAUUAAAACCAACUUAUGGAUUAGUUUCAAGAAACGGUCUUAUACCUUUGGUAAAUUCAAUGGAUGUACCUGGUAUUCUUACCAGAUAUGUGGAAGAUGCUGUUUUAGUUCUAAACAGUAUAGCAGGACCGGAUGAUACAGAUUCUACUACUAUAAAAAAAGAUUAUGAGCCCUUUUCAAUACCAGAGAAAAUUGAUAUAAGUAAUUUAUGUGUUGGUAUACCAAAAGAAUAUAAAAUUGAUGGAAUAAGUAAAGAAAUACAGAAGUGCUGGGAUGAAGUUGCUUCACUAAUAGAAGAAGCAGGUGCUAAAGUAAUUCCAGUUUCUCUUCCAUAUACAGAUUAUUCUAUAGUGUGUUAUUCGGUAUUAAAUUGUUGCACUGUAGCGAGUAAUAUGGCACGUUAUGAUAGUGUUCGGUAUGGUUAUCGUGCAGAUGAAGAAAAUUCGCUAACUGAAUUGUACAGAAAAACAAGAUCCACAGGUUUCAAUGAUGUUGUUAAGAGUCGUAUAUUUGCUGGAAAUUUUUUUUUGUUACGAGAAAAUUAUGAACAAUAUUAUGUAAAAGCAAUGAAAUUACGUAGAUUAAUUUCACAAGAUUUUAACAAAGUAUGGGACAGUAAUAUUGACUUAUUACUUACACCUACUACCCUAACGGAUGCUCCAAUUUAUGAUGAAUUUGUAUUACUUGAUAAUCAGAGACAGUGUUUAAUUCAAGAUUAUUGUACGCAACCAGCAAAUAUGGCAGGAAUUCCAGCAGUCAAUAUACCAAUAAAAUUAUCUAAAAAGGGAUUGCCAUUAUCAUUACAAUUAAUGGCACCACCUUUACAAGAAAAAUGCCUGCUUAUUGUAGCUAAAUGGAUUGAAGACUGUGUACGAUUUCCGAGAAUACAAUUGAAAUAAGUGCAUACAAUACAAUGAAUGCCUUUAUUUAUUGUAAAUAUAUCUAUUUGUAUGUAAUUAGCAUAAUAAACAAAUUACCAUAUUUGUUAAAAACGCCACGGUGUAAUAG
Vespa mandarinia (Asian giant hornet) is the source of this 1794-nucleotide messenger RNA. It is a transcript of the gene GatA, whose product is annotated as glutamyl-tRNA(Gln) amidotransferase subunit A, mitochondrial. The record is from RefSeq and is a predicted model, not a curated record. Gene Ontology annotation, biological process: glutaminyl-tRNAGln biosynthesis via transamidation; mitochondrial translation. Gene Ontology annotation, cellular component: mitochondrion; glutamyl-tRNA(Gln) amidotransferase complex. Lineage: Eukaryota; Metazoa; Arthropoda; Insecta; Hymenoptera; Vespidae. Gene Ontology annotation, molecular function: glutaminyl-tRNA synthase (glutamine-hydrolyzing) activity.